Messenger RNA from Aspergillus uvarum CBS 121591, 192 nucleotides. RefSeq lists its product as uncharacterized. The coding region runs from base 1 to 192 and encodes 63 amino acids. The record is from RefSeq and is a predicted model, not a curated record. The transcript has 2 exons. NCBI's taxonomy places the organism in Eukaryota, Fungi, Ascomycota, Eurotiomycetes, Eurotiales, Aspergillaceae.
AUGGCGGUCUCUGGCGUCUUCCAUCGGCGGAUCCGCGACCGCCCGACGGAGAAGUCGAUUGGGCUGGCGGUGCCCUGGGAACGACUGUUGAUGGUUUUGUAUGCGGUCAGUGCGCUCAUCAUGGCGUUGAAUGUCUGUCAUCCGAGUCAAGUGCUCCGGGAGAAGGGGUUUUAUGAAGAGCCCUUGGUGUGA